Molecule: messenger RNA, 2436 nt
Organism: Meyerozyma guilliermondii ATCC 6260
Lineage: Eukaryota; Fungi; Ascomycota; Pichiomycetes; Serinales; Debaryomycetaceae
Exons: 1
Coding region: 1-2436 (811 amino acids)
Molecular function (GO): nucleic acid binding
Source: RefSeq, a predicted model, not a curated record
AUGUUGCUGGAAGCUCCUGGGAUGUUUUCGUCGUUUCAAACUGGUUUUUCGUGUCCCAGGUCAUCCUCUUUGUAUCGCCACGGUCUGGUCUUGUGGUGCACACAGAAUACUAACGUGGGGCCAGCAGGUGCACCGGUGCGACUGCGAUCCGAUAAGGCUGCUGUGAUGAGCGCGCGGCGAUUUUGUAUGGCUCGUGGGAACAGAAGAAAUGGGUCCCGUCGUGGUCUGGGAACCACAGGCUCGUCUGGAUCAUCCAGGGGUCGCAACAACAAGAAUAGAGGGCGUGGAGGUUCAAGUAGUACCUCCAGGAGAGCCGCAAAUGGAGGUAAGCGUGCAGGAGCUGGAAAAUUCAACGCUCCGGAGCUCAUGGAUUUGGAUUUUGGAGCCAUAGACGAUGUUAAUAUGGGCACUGGGUCGAUGAGAAGUCUCUCCAAGAGACCUGGGCGCAACACUAUGAUGCAGGAGGCUUUUUUGACAUCAAAACAUACAGAUAGAUUCGUUGGUGAGCCGUUGCGAAAACGGCCCAUCGAGUUCAUCAAGGCGAAGGAAGUGUACGACCCACGUGCUAUUCUUGAGAAGGUGAUAAACAAGGAUGAAGCGAAUGAUGCGGACGAAGCAACGGAUAUUACUGUUAGUUUGCGCGAGACUACGAUUGCGGAGCAAAACGAAGACAACGUCAAUUUGGAUCAUGAUGAGAAUGAGAAAGAGAAUGAGAAGGAGGAUGUGGAGGACCAAAAACCAGUCGAAAAAGAUGAGGAGUCGAAGGAUAAUCUUGAAGGUUUAAGAGAAGCCAUCGAAAAUGAUGAAAAAGUCAAAAGCGCAAAGAUUGACGACGAGACUCUCGAGCAACCAACUAUAGAGAUGGAAGACAGCGACAAUGAAGACGACUCUCAAAGCGAUAGCGAAGGCUUUUUUAUCGACACCUCGGCGCAACCUACCAACUCACCACCCGCCUAUGUUCCCCCCAAUGACAUCGGUCCCAACAUCGACUACGACCCAGUAUUGACUAUUGGGAACGUUCAGUUACACACAAGCGGUGCUGGCAACGAUAUUACCGCAUCGGUCAGAUCUUCUACACAUCACGAUGAGUUAGAUCUGCUUGAUGAGUUCAGUGAUUCAGAGUCCGACGAAGACGCAUAUGCUGACUAUAUUCGUCAAUUGAACGAACAGGAUCUGUCAGAAGAACUUUCCCUGUCAGACUCAGAAAAUGAGAGUGCUUCGACUGACGCUAAUGUGUCUUCGACUAAUUCUCCCCAAAUAGUAGAGUACGGUUUUCUUUCCGAGGACUAUGAGUUUGAUGUGUCUCAAAUAUCGGUGACAAAUGUCCGGUUUGGUAUCAAGAACCAAUUUUACUCGAGAUGUUUGGAGUUGACUGGCUCAGUAGAUGACUACAUGUGGGUUGAUGAGGACGAUUUAAUCGAUUUUGUGACUCUGAAAGGAGUCAAGGAGCAUCGCUUGGAAAGCUUCUUAAGCUAUAUUACCAACGGAAUGAUCAACAAAACCGAAAACGACGAAGAGGAAGAGCAAGAAGUGUACGUUUCAUCAGAUUCAGAAAGCGACCGCGAGAUUUACGGAGGAACCGCUCCCGAAAUCGAAGAAGAUGAUGAUGGUAUUGCGGAUUUAGUGGCAUUUUCGAAAUCACUGACAAAGUUCAGAGACACAAUAGACACUUCUGCUGUUGGCACGACGGGCAAAGGAUCGAGAAAACAGCUCGAUUUGGAGCGUUUUGCUCAAUAUGAACUUGACGAUGAUAUCAUUGAUUCGCUUCAGCAACAGUACAAGAUCCGCCGUGAGUCCAAGAAAAGCAAGAAACAACAGCAUCAGGACGAAUUGAUGGAAGAGGGUCUUAACAAGUACAAUCUUCUUUUGAAGUACCCCUACACAUUACACAUAAAGGACAUUAAAGACGAGUUUGAAUCUUUUCUUCAUAACCCAGCGAGAGACGACCUUUCGUUUCCUCCAUUGGAUCCUCAUGGAAACAAAACUUUGACCAAGAUGGCCAAAUGCUAUAAUUGUAAAUCAGCAACCCAAGGAAAAGGUAUUCGAAGGUAUAUUCGAGUUUCCAAGUACAAACGUACUUUCAAGUAUCUUCCCGAUUAUGGUCAUAUCAAUGCCAUUUUGAGACAGCGUCCGGUGUUUAAUCGAGUCGAUCAAAAGCGACCCAAAGAGGAAUAUAUAGCCACCGAUGGAAACGCCACGAAAGAUCGUAUUCGACAAAGAAACAAGUCAGGACACAACGCUUAUAUACCCGAGGGACAUAUUGUCGGUGGAAUGGCACCAGAAAUUGACCACACGAAUGUUGGUCGACAACUUUUGGAAAAGCUUGGUUGGGUCAAAGGUGAAGGAUUGGGAGCUCAUGGCAAUAAGGGAAUCAGUGAGCCACUUGUGGCUACCGUCAAAAAAUCUAAAACGGGGUUGGGUCAAACGAGGUAUUAG